CAACUGUACCUACAGCUGUACCUGGCUCAUGGAAUGCCAUGGCUCCUGGCAUCAUCUGAAGGCCGUGCUGCCCGAAGCUUUGCUGGAAAGGCUGUUGAAGGAAGAGUCGAAAGAGGACGAUGACUUCACCAUGGACCUUUUCGGCCAGCAGGGGCGAGGACGAGUCCAGCGAUGCGAUGCGAUCCGAAGCAGUCGAUGACCUCCUGAAAUCGGUGGAUAAGAGGCUGUCAGUGCACCACCUGCCGAAUCGCUAUCGCUCACCCACCUGGUGUUUCGUCAAAGAGGUAGCUGGCAUGAGGAUUCCAUUGGUACUGGGUUGCUCCAAGCAGGGACACGGAGAUGUCAUUUGGGCCUCCGCUGAAUUUGCUGCUGCAGUGCUCAUCAACAACGAGUUGAAGGGGCUUCCUCCAUGGCACAGCACUCGAGUGUUGGAGGUGGGUGCAGGUCUUGCUUUACCAUCUGCAGUGGCGCUGCGGCUUGGUGCCAAGGUGGUGGCCACCGAUGUCCCAGAUCACGAAAGACUGCUGGCAAUGUCCGCUUCCCUGGCAGUCAACCUCCAGAUUGCCCAAUCCAAAUCAGUUAGCGUUUUGCCUCAUGUUUGGGGUGAGGAUUGUGGGACCCUUUGCCAAGAUGGAAAGUUCGAUUUGAUCCUUUGCAAUGACUGCCUGUACAUCCCAGAUCUUCACCGGCCCUUGCUGAAAAGCAUCUCAGGGUCCCUGGCCGCUUCCGGCAUGGCCCUGAUUUGCUUCUCCUUCCAUAGGACAGCACCGGAAUCUGCCAUCCUUGGCUUCUUCGACCUCGCUAAAGAGCUGGGGUUGCAGGUGAAAGACUUUGGCCAACGACAGCUACCACCGCGCUGUAGCAACAUGGACUCAGCCCGGAGCUACGUUUGGGCAGCUAAGUGCCGAGAUCUACACAGAGGGUCUUUGCAAAAGUUCUCCACUUCUGAACUCGCCACCAGUGACACCAGUGACACCCCGGAAGGGACGAGCCGAUACCAAAAUCCUUCCCUUCUCGGACGGUGAACGAAAGCCUCCUAAGCAUUGCACGACAUGACGCAUGACUGAGCUCACAACUCAGUGACAUUUGGGCCACGCAGUGAACAAAGGGCUCACAACGCCAACAUGCUCUCGUUGGAGCAACGAAACUGUGGAUGGAAGAUGAGACAUAUCGGACAUAUAGAGACAUAUUUUUUGUGUUGCAAAGUUGCAAAUAGUGAAACUGAAGGGCUGUAAAGGUAUAUGUAGUAACAUGUGAUAUGAAAUGGUUUUCCACCAAUGACGAUUGGUUGAUUGGUUGGGACUGGAAGGGCCCAAAAUGUGGAUUUAACCACCCACAUUUCCGUGUCAGGAGAAUGAUGUCCGUUGGCACGUGCGCCUGGAGCAGAAAACCAUGUGAUCUGGCGCUGUGGGG
Cladocopium goreaui is the source of this 1413-nucleotide messenger RNA. The record is from the annotation of a GenBank genome assembly. NCBI's taxonomy places the organism in Eukaryota, Dinophyceae, Suessiales, Symbiodiniaceae.